Messenger RNA from Parnassius apollo (apollo), 2928 nucleotides. Lineage: Eukaryota; Metazoa; Arthropoda; Insecta; Lepidoptera; Papilionidae. The record is from the annotation of a GenBank genome assembly.
AUGGCGGAGGAGCAAGCGUGCCUUGUGAGUGCGCGGUCCGACUCUGAAAGCUCUUCUAAACUAGGCAGCUUUGGGUCCAUAUCGCGCACAAUGACUUACACGGAAGAUAGACUUACAGGAACAGAAGGCGCUGGGGAGCCUGGAAAUGUAGCUAAUACAACAGUCAACCCACCCGAACAAAUCCCUGAUGGCAAUGAGAGUGGGGAGCUGUUAGACUAUAAUGACUCCAGUGUACUAGAGCAGUUUCAUGAAGAUGCGUUGCGCCAGGCUGGCUGUGGUCUGUCUCAAGCCCGUGUGCUACUUGCUGUGACCCUCGCUAUUGCGGGGACGUCCUUAGAGUUGUCCGCCAUACCUUUCGUUUUGCCGUCUGCAGAGAUAGAGCUCUGUAUAUUGCCGCAUGAGAAGAAUUGGCUUGUGUUGAUAAGUCUGGUGGGCGGGUCUCUGGGCGCCGUGGGAUGGGGUGCGUUAGGAGAACGCUUGGGCCGCCGUCGCACGCUAUUGUCUUGCCUCGCUGUCAACGCAGUUUUCGCCGCCAUUGCCGCUUUCAUGCCCACCUAUGGCACAUUCAUGAUGGCCAGGUUCUGCUCGGCGAUCGGGUCCGGCGGCACGGCGGCCGUUGGGUACACGUACUGUGGCGAGUGGUGCGGGCGCACCUGGCGGCGGCGCGCGCUGGCGCUGUUGGCCGGCGGCGCGGGCGCGGGCGCGCUGCUCGCCGCCGCGCUCGCAGACGCCGCGCUGCCAGACACCGGCGCCGCCGCGCUCAAGGAGAACAAGGAGCACUUCAGCGCCUGGCACAGGUACUGCUGCUCGUUGUUGUUACUGAUGCUGUCGGCGGGCGGCGCGGGCGCGGGCGCGCUGCUCGCCGCCGCGCUCGCGGACGCCGCGCUGCCAGACACCGGCGCCGCCGCGCUCAAGGAGAACAAGGAGCACUUCAGCGCCUGGCACAGGUACUGCUGCUCGUUGUUGUUACUGAUGCUGUCGGCGGGCGGCGCGGGCGCGGGCGCCCUGCUCGCCGCCGCGCUCGCGGACGCCGCGCUGCCAGACACCGGCGCCGCCGCGCUCAAGGAGAACAAGGAGCACUUCAGCGCCUGGCACAGGUACUGCUGCUCGUUGUUGUUACUGAUGCUGUCGGCGGGCGGCGCGGGCGCGGACGCCCUGCCCGCCGCCGCGCUCGCGGACGCCGUUAUGCCAGACACCGGCGCCGCCGCGCUCAAGGAGAACAAGGAGCACUUCAGCGCCUGGCACAGGUACCUCCUCCUGUGCACUUUACCAAUACUGGCUUCUUUAGUAAGCUUGAUUUGGACUCAAGAAUCGCCGAGAUAUUUACUGGACGUGGGACGAGAGGUUGAUGCCAUGAUGGUGUAUCAGAAUAUUCAUAGCAGCAAUCAAAUCCGCAUCUGCGGUAAAACGAACGUCGCUGCUGCCGGCGGAGACUCAGAGUACAGACUAGGAGAAUUGUCGCUUCCUGGCAAACGUCGGCCUCCCGCACUUCAUCAUGUUCGUCAUAGUGUCAAAAUGUUCUGGCAAGCAUUCUUUCAACUUUUUUCAAGCCCAUACCGAAGUACAACGAUCUCUCUUGGUGGAAUAUUACUUUUUAGUAUGGCUAUACAGUAUUACUUAUCGUCAUACGUUCCGGCAAUGGUGCUCAUAACUGACAGUGAAGAAUUUGAAGCAUCCAAGCGUUUAGUCGUAAAUGAAUCCUUCGUAAAUGAACACUACAACGAGACACUCGAGAACGUGCAGUACGUGGAGGUCGCUUUCCGGGACUGCACCUUCCGCGACAUGAUAAUAUCGCACGUUGAGUUCGACAAUUGUACCUUCACUAACGUCUCCUUCUCCAACAUCAUGUCUUCUUACACCAUCUUCAAGGAGUGUGUCUUCGUUAAUAGCACUAUAAUCGACACGGACAUGGAGGUGGGGCGCGAGUUGGUGGGGUGCGGGCUGUCUGGCAGUGUGGUGCGCGGUAUACGCGGCGGCUGCGCGCGGCGCGCCGAUCUGCGCUCGCGGCUGGCCGGGCUGCGCGCUGAGCAGGCGCACGCCGCGCGCGCCGCUCUGCUGUCUGCCGCCGCCGCGCUGCUGCCCUACCCCAAGCGCCUGCGGCUCCGCCCCGCCGGUACGUAUGCACACCGUACACCGCACCACACACACUUAUCUGCGCUCGCAACUGGCUGGGCUGCGCGCCGAGCAAGCGCAUGCCGCGCGCGCCGCGCUGCUGGCCGCCGCCGCCGCGCUGCUGCUCUACCCCAAGCGCCUGCGUCUCCGCCCCGCCGGUACGUAUGCACACCGCACACCCGCACCACACACACUCAUCUGCGCUUGCGACUGGCUGGGCUGCGCGCCGAGCAAGCGCAUGCCGCGCGCGCCGCGCUGCUGGCUGCCUCCGCCCCGCUGCUGGCCGCGGCCGCCGCGCUGCUGCCCUACCCCAAGCGCCUGCGCCUCCGCCCCGCCGGUACGUAUGCACACCGUACACCCGCACCACAUACACUCAUCUGCGCUCGCGACUGGCUGAGCUGCGCGCCGAGCAGGCGCAUGUCGCGCGCGCCCGCCCCCAAAAGGCGCAUUCCGCGCGCGCCGCGCUGCUGCCCUACCACAAGGGCCUGCGCCUCCGUCCCGCCGGUACUUUUCCUAUGUGCGGCGUGUAUAUUACUGUCACCAACUCUCUAUUUGGCGCGAGACGAGACAAUGCUGUAUAUUGUAGAAGCAGCAUUCAGAUUUUUUCUGACUCUCAUAUUUUAUAACGUAGGACUCGAUGUCGUGGAUUCAUACCCCGCAAAUUUAAGAUGCACUGCCCACGGUUUAAUACUCUCUGUCGCUUACAUGGGAGGAGCUGUAGUCAAAGGAAUGGGUGAACUUGGUGACAUCCUUAGUUGCGUUCUCUGUGGUCUGUUUGCCAUAGCCGCGACUGCAUUGUCCCUGUAUAAACGAUAG